UUUUUUUUUUAUAAGGAACCGUUUAUAAGGAACCUACAUGUAGAAGGUCAAAAAACUUAAGGAACUUUUACUACUAAAGGCCAAAUCCCUAAGGAACUUUUUAAUUUUGAAUAUAUUUAUAUUUCCGCACAAUUUACAAUUAGGAAGCCGGUUCCAUUGAUUUUCAGUAAAACCGGCCAUGCUCAUGGGGCCAAGAAUCAACAUGAGAAAUUUCCGUUUUAACUCACCUCACAUGCAGCUGUGCUUUGUUGUGAAUUCACACUUUAGGUGUUUUAGUUUUAGUCAAAUAGGUUAGUCACAACAAAAUAGAAUUCUUAUUCUGUGUGUGUGGCUGAGUAUUACAGUAGUUGCAAUAUGGGAGAUAAGAAAAAGCAGUCAACGUUGUUCAAGUUCGGUUUUUCUAAAAAGAUACCUCAUCGAAAUGAGUUACAAGAAGUCCCUGGUCGUUCGUUUGUUGAGGAUGAUGAUGUAAGUUUGUAUCGUUGUGACACAUGCAACAAGCAUUUCAAAAGUAAGUCUGGCCUUACGAUGCACGUGUCUUGGUGCACUUCGAAAAAAGACAGUGAGAGAGAAAAAGAACAACCAACUAAAAAAAUCGAUGAAAUUCCAUUGAUCUUGGAAAGUAGCGCCGAGGCUGUUGAGCCACAAAAAGAACCAACUGCUAUUGAUGUGGAUGAGAACAUCGAAGAAACUGUAGAGGAAUGUCAAGAGAUAGAGAAAAGUGCUAGAGCGUCAGAAGCAGGAGAAAGCAGUCAGCACCAUCGAGAGAAGAAGAACAGACUAUCUUAUGACACCGAAUUUAAGCUAAAAGUUAUCGAGGAAGCAAAGAAAAACCAAAAGAAUGACGUUGCAUUCAAAUACAACAUCUCUAAAUCGAUGGUAUCGACCUGGGUUAAAAAUGAGAAGAAAAUUACUGAUGCAGCCGCCGAUAGCCACAGGAAAAUGAUGAAAAAGAUCAGACCCAGCACAAGGCAUAAGCAAGUCUUCGUGAUGCUUCACGAAAAGUUCCUACAAGCAAGAUCAAAGGGGAUGCGAAUAUCUUUUGCAUGGCUGUACGCAAAUGCUAGGAAGAUUAACCCCGAAUUCGACCAAACUGCCCAAUCAGAUAUUAAAGCUAUCCCGAAAUCUGCAGUCUUCAACUUUAUCAGGAAGUACAAAAUCAAGUUGAGGAGAAUUCAGCGUAAGAAAAGGGCUGAGAAAACGAGCUUCUUGCCAGGCAUGAUUGGUUGGCACACAACUUUGCGCGAAGGCUUGAUCAAGACAGGAAACGCAAAGCCUUCCUAUGACAGCAAAUGGGGGAGAUUCCGACCAUCUAAACGCUUCAACGUUGACCAAGUUCCUAUGCCGUUUGCGGUCGAUUGUAAAACAACAUACGAAAAACACUUUCCGCGCGGAGAACAAAGAAACCAUCGAACCUGGGUCAGCACACCGGGACCGGGACUUGAUAAGCGGCAGUGCACGUUACAAAUCUGCUUUGCAGCCGAAGGACCGCCAGUCAAAAUUGCAAUUAUUUUCCGUGGAACAGGGAAAAGAAUCAGCCAGGAUGAAAUACAGGCAUACCACAAAGACGUGGAUGUUUACUGGCAGACAAACGCCUGGGCAGACAUCAAUUUCAGCAUCGACUGGGUGAAGAGAACUCUGAAACCAGCUGUCCAAAAUUCUUCCGAAACAGGUGAAAAUGAAGAAUUCGUUCUUUUCUGCGACAACUUAAGUGCGCAAACUAAUGAUCUGUUUCUGAGUAAGGUCAGAAAAUUAAAUGGUGUUGUUUGGUUCGGUUUGGCCGGUGCGACAGACAUCUGGCAACCUGUAGAUUGUGGCUUUGGAAACAUGCUGAAGUCUUUGGUUCGAACCCUCCAAGAUGAGUGGCUGCAAAGGACAAAGCUUCUUUAUUAA
Rhopilema esculentum is the source of this 1893-nucleotide messenger RNA. NCBI's taxonomy places the organism in Eukaryota, Metazoa, Cnidaria, Scyphozoa, Rhizostomeae, Rhizostomatidae. The record is from RefSeq and is a predicted model, not a curated record.